Messenger RNA from Hippopotamus amphibius kiboko, 1763 nucleotides. RefSeq names its product dipeptidyl peptidase 7 (gene DPP7). Lineage: Eukaryota; Metazoa; Chordata; Mammalia; Artiodactyla; Hippopotamidae. The transcript has 13 exons. The record is from RefSeq and is a predicted model, not a curated record. Gene Ontology annotation, cellular component: vesicle. The coding region runs from base 19 to 1518 and encodes 499 amino acids. Gene Ontology annotation, molecular function: dipeptidyl-peptidase activity; serine-type exopeptidase activity. Gene Ontology annotation, biological process: proteolysis.
CCGAAGCUGCCGGGCAAGAUGGACCUGAGCGCCCAGCGGCGGGCGGCCCUGCGCUGGGCCCUGGCCCUGCUGCUGGCGCUGCGACUGCGCAGCCUGGAGGCCGGGGCCCACAGAGCCGCGGACCCUGACUUCCAGGAGGCCUACUUCGAGCAGCUCCUGGACCACUUCAACUUCGAGAGGUUUGGGAACAAGACCUUCGGCCAGCGGUUCCUGCUGUCGGAGACGUUCUGGAAGCGGGGCGAGGGGCCCAUAUUCUUCUACACGGGCAACGAGGGGGACGUGUGGUCCUUCGCCAACAACUCGGGGUUCAUCCUGGAGCUGGCGGCGCAGCAGGGGGCCCUGGUCGUCUUUGCUGAGCACCGGUACUACGGAAAAUCGCUCCCAUUCGGCGAGCGGUCCACGUGGCGAGGGUACACGGAGCUGCUGACGGUGGAGCAGGCCCUGGCUGACUUCGCGGAGCUGCUCCGGGUGCUACGGCAGACACUUGGGGCCCAGGACGCCCCCGCCAUCGCCUUUGGCGGGAGCUACGGGGGGAUGCUCAGCGCCUACAUGAGGAUCAAGUACCCCCACCUCGUGGCGGGGGCGCUGGCCGCCAGCGCCCCUGUCGUCGCCGUGGCAGGCCUCGGUGACCCCUACCAGUUCUUCCGGGAUGUCUCGGCGGACUUUGAGGGCCAGAGUCCCAAGUGUGCCCAGGCCGUGCGGGACGCCUUCCAGCAAAUCAAGGACUUGUUCCUACAGGGAGCCUACGACACGGUCAGCCAGGAGUUCGGCACGUGCCAGGCGCUGUCCAGCCCGGAGGACCUGGCCCAGCUCUUCGGGUUCGCCCGCAAUGCCUUCACCCUGCUGGCCAUGAUGGACUACCCGUACCCCACCGACUUCCUGGGGUACCUCCCCGCCAACCCCGUCAAGGUUGGCUGUGACCGGCUGCUGAGUGAGAGCCAGAGGAUCAAGGGGCUCCGAUCACUGGCCGGGCUGGUGUACAAUGCCUCGAGCACAAGGCCCUGCUAUGACAUCUACCUGCAGUACCAGCCCUGUGCGGACCCCACGGGCUGCGGCUUGGGCCCUGACGCCAAGGCCUGGGACUACCAGGCCUGCACUGAGAUCAACCUGACGUUUUCCAGCAACAACGUGUCGGACAUCUUCCCUGACCUGCCUUUCACUGAAGCCCUGCGCCAGCAGUAUUGCCUGGACACGUGGGGCGUGUGGCCCCGGCGGGACUGGCUGCAGACCAGCUUUGGGGGGGGCGACCUCAGAGCUGCCAGCAACAUCAUCUUCUCCAACGGUGACCUGGACCCCUGGGCAGGGGGAGGGAUUCAGAGCAACCUGAGUGCGGCAGUCCUCGCCAUCACCAUCCACGGGGCAGCACAUCACCUGGACCUCAGAGCAUCCCACCCAGCAGACCCUGACUCUGUCGUGGAGGCGCGCAGGCUAGAGGCCACCCUCAUCAGCAAGUGGGUGGAGGCAGCCAGGCACGAGCAGCAGCUGCAGCCGGCACAGCACGAGGGGCUCAGAGGCUGAGGGCUGCUCCCUCAGGAGGACCGGGGGGACUUGCUGGGAGCCUGAGGAGCGUCAGGGAGAAGUCGGGGAGGAGCUCGGCUGGGGGGAGGGGUGCGGGGGGGGGCAGGGCCUUGCCUGAGGGAAGCUGGAGAAACACUGCUGGCCUGUCAGGCACAUCCUGACCCAUCUGGUCUGAGGCCUGGGACACAGUGAAGAUGCUCACACCAUCUCCUAAACUCAGCUGUUAAUAAAAUCCUCAGUUCCCA